AUGCACCGCUUCCCCCUCGGCGCCUUCGCCGCCGCCGCGGCGCUCGUCCUCCUCCUCCUCCCGCUGGCCUCGGCCGCCACCGCGGCGAAGGCGACGGCGAAGGCGCCCGCGGCCCCGCCGGCGCCGCCCAACAUCACGGCUCUGAUGUCCAAGGGCGCGUGCAAGGCGUUCGCGUCGCUGGUGUCCAAGUCCCCCGACGCGCUCUCCGCGUUCCAGUCGGCGGUGGGCGGCGGCGUGACGGCGUUCUGCCCGACGGACGACGCCGUGCGCGGGUUCAUGCCCAGCUACCGGAACCUCAGCGCGGACGGCAAGGCGUCGCUGCUGCUGUUCCACGCGGUGCCCGUCUACUACACGCUGCGGGGGCUCAAGUCCAGCAACGGGCCCAUGAACACACUGGCCACCGACGGCGCCGCCAGCAACUACAACCUCACGGUGCAGAACGCGGGCGACCAGGUCACGCUGCGGACGCCGGCGUCCGACGACCCGGCCCGGGUGCGCUCCACCGUGUACGACAGGGACCCCGUCGCCAUCUACGCCGUGGACGCGGUGCUGGAGCCUGUCGAGCUGUUCGACCCCGUGGCGGACGCCCCCGCGCCGGCGCCCGCGCCAGUGGCGGACGCGCCCAGGGCCUCGUCGUCCGCCAAGAGGACGCGGCACCAGCGACGGCGCGGCGCGGAUGCGCCCGGCCCCGCCGCUGACGACGCCACGCCGGCGGACCAGAGGAAGGACUCCAGGAAGAACGCGGCGGCUCCCGGCGCCCCGUGUCGCUCAAGGUGGCUCGCCGCCGUCGCCGUCGCCGUGGCCGCCGCCUUGGCUGCUUAG
Messenger RNA from Miscanthus lutarioriparius, 822 nucleotides. Lineage: Eukaryota; Viridiplantae; Streptophyta; Magnoliopsida; Poales; Poaceae. The record is from the annotation of a GenBank genome assembly.